AUGGCCUCAUCAACAAUUCUUUCAAGAAAAAUCAUUAAGCCUUCUUCCCCAACCUCCUCUUCUCUUAGACAUCACAAUCUCUCUUUUAGAGAUUACAUAGCUAUUCCUUCAUAUGCUCCAAUUGCCUCCUUCUACUCUAAACCUGAUAAUUAUACUAACAUAAGCCAGAUAUCACACAUUCUUGAAAAUUCCCUUUCAAAAAUAUUAUCCUCUUAUUAUCCCUUUGCUGGACGAAUCAAGGAUGAUAAGUAUGUUGAUUGCAAUGACAUAGGAGCUGAGUAUUUAAAUGUCCGAGUCAAUUGUUCAAUGUCUGAAAUUCUCAACAAUCCAUACAAUGAUGCUAUUGAUAUAGUCUUCCCACAAGAUUUGCCUUGGAGUAAUUCAUUGAAUGCAAGUAUACUAGUGGUUCAAUUAAGCCAUUUUGAUUGUGGUGGACUAGCAAUUAGUGUAUGUCUAUCACACAAGAUUGUUGAUGGGUAUAGCCUAUGUAAGUUCCUUAUGGAUUGGGCUGAAACAGCUCGAGAUCAUGAAUUGGACAAUUUCAAACCAUCUCUUCAGUUUGAUGGAGCGUCGUUCUUCCCACUAAUGGAUGAUCCUCCAACUAUACCUAGAGUUGUGCCUGAACCCCAACAAUGCGUGUCAAGAAUAUACAAUUUCUCAUCCUCUAGCUUGGGAAGACUCAAGGAUAUUGUUGUUGCAACAAAUUCAGGAGUUGUACAGAAUCCAACUAGCAUUGAAGUUGCCACAGCACUUGUUCAUAAAUGUGGGGUGGCUGUGUCAAUGUCAAAUUCAGGCGAGUUUAAACCAACUCUAUUGAGCCAUGUCAUGAAUUUACGCCCACCAAUUCCACUAAACACCAUUGGAAAUGCUUGUUGUCAUUUUGGGUCAAUAACAAUGAAGGAAGAUGAGAUAAAGCUACCAAACUUGGUGGCUCAACUACAAAAGGCUAAACAACAACUUCGAGACGAGUUGAAAGAUAUGAAUACAAAUGAACUAGCCUCGCAUGCACUCGAAAAAAUUAAAGAGGGUAUAGAAAUAAUAAAGCGCGAUAUAUUUGAUGUGUAUUAUUGCACAAGCUUAUGCAAUGUUGGAUUAUAUAAGAUCAAUUUUGGAUGGGGUAGCCCCGUAAGAGUAACCCUAGCAAAAAAUCCAAUGAAGAACCACUUCCUUUUCAUGGAUGAACCAAAUGGAGAUGGAAUAAAUGUACUAAUCACUUUGACUGAAACUGAUAUGUUAAUAUUUCAGAGUAACAAAGUCCUCUUGGAAUUUGCUUCUCCAAUUGGAAUGUUGUACAAUUGUUAA
Solanum dulcamara is the source of this 1302-nucleotide messenger RNA. Its product is annotated as acylsugar acyltransferase 3-like. Lineage: Eukaryota; Viridiplantae; Streptophyta; Magnoliopsida; Solanales; Solanaceae. The transcript has a single exon. The record is from RefSeq and is a predicted model, not a curated record. The coding region runs from base 1 to 1302 and encodes 433 amino acids.